Molecule: messenger RNA, 4085 nt
Organism: Hylaeus volcanicus
Lineage: Eukaryota; Metazoa; Arthropoda; Insecta; Hymenoptera; Colletidae
Gene: Cip4
Product: formin-binding protein 1-like
Exons: 11
Coding region: 229-2058 (609 amino acids)
Biological process (GO): signal transduction
Molecular function (GO): protein binding
Source: RefSeq, a predicted model, not a curated record
UUCCGGGCGGUUUUCAGUGAACAGUUGGGUACGGUCAGUCAGUGGUUACGGGUCGACAUGUUGGCGACGUUUUAGUGAGUGGUGAGCGCGGUAGAUCUGACGCGUGAUUUUUCAUGCGUUUUUAUCGCGUGUUCGAUACCAGAGGUGUUUCUCGUUCGCGACGCUACAUGUGAAGUGUCGAGUGUGACUAGCCUGCUGCUCGUGCCUGGUUUACCCAGCCCAGCAAACAUGAGCUGGGGUAUAGAACUCUGGGACCAGUUUGAGAAUCUAUCCCUUCACACGCAAAAAGGGAUAGAGUUCCUCGAAAGAUAUGGCCACUUUAUUCGCGACCGAUGCGCCAUCGAAGUGGAGUACGCUGCGAAGCUCAGACGUCUCGUGAAGAGCUAUCAACCCAAGAAGAAGGAGGAGGAGGAUUAUCAGUACAGCCCUUGCCGGGCGUUCAAGAUGGAAUUGAACGAGGUGAACGAUCAGGCGGGACAGAGGGAAGUAAUCGCGGAGAACCUGCAAGGGAACGUGCUGAGAGAGUUGAACAUCCUCGUGAAAGACUUCAAGGAGGAUCGGAAGAAGUAUCUUCAAGAGGGCGCCAGAUUGAUGACGACCCUGACCGGUCAGAUCGGGAAUCUGGAGCGCGCCAGGAAGGCGUACGAGAAGGCUUUCCGCGAGGCGGAAAGGUCCGUUGAGAAUUAUCAGAGGGCGGACGCGGAUUAUAAUCUCUCGAGGGCGGAAGUCGAGAAACAGAGGAUGAACAUGACGUUGAAGACCCAACAAAGCGAGGAGGCGAAGACAGAGUACGCGAACCAGUUGCAGAAAACAAACGACAUGCAGACGCUGCAUUAUCACACGGCCAUGCCAUACGUCUUUCAGCACCUUCAGGAGCUGGACGAAAAACGGAUAAAGAAUAUGCGAAACUAUAUGCUUAAAUCGGUGGAGAUCGAGCGAGCGGUGGCUCCGAUAAUCGCCCAGUGUUUGGACGGCAUCGAGAAAGCCGCGAACGAGAUCAACGAAAAAGAAGAUACAGUUAUGGUGAUUGAACGUUACAAGAGCGGUUUCCAACCGCCGGGCGAUUUCCCGUUCGAGGACCUCUCCGUUGCUAAAACGUACGACAGCAAUAGUCAGCUGUCGCAGCCCGUGAUGCAACCGAUACACAAUCACCAUUUGACCGCGAAGGGUACCGUUUCCGGUGGCAAGAUCAAGAAGAGGGUCGGCAUUUUCGGCAUAUUCAGCAGCAACAAGAAGUUGAUCGAGGUGUGCAUAGCUUUAAAGAAUAACGUGCCCGGAUAUGGCGACGGCGCGAAGGAGGACUGCAGCGAUCUACCGCCGAACCAACGGAAAAAGAGAUUGCAACAAAGGCUCGACGAGAUUCAGGCAAAAAUUCAACAGGAAACAGCGGCGAGGGACGGUUUGAUGAAGAUGAAGGGCGUGUACGAACAGAAUCCUGCGUUAGGCGAUCCGAUGAGUAUAGAGGGACAGUUGAAUCAAUCGAGCAACAAGCUGGACAAGCUCGGCGCAGAGUUGGCAAAGUUCCAAGGUUAUCUCGAAGAAGCGAUGCGCGCUGGCGUCAGUUUAUCCAGUCCGAGUCAAGCACCGCGAAAGCCGACCAGCAACGGGUCCGCAACGAGGCCGCUGAGCUCGAGAAGAUCCAGUCAUUCGGGAGGCGAGGAAAGUCUCUCGAGAUCAGCCUCCGAUUCCAGCGUGAGCAACGUAAACGCUAAUCAGCCGAUGAACAAGAAAAGUGCUCCGAGCACGCCGCAACCCACGCACGGUUCCACGAAUAGCCCGGAAUCUGGCCUCGGGGAAUCGAGGACGUCUCUUCCUGGUAGCGGCGGCGAAGAGUAUUACGUCGACGAAAUUGACGCUCAACCGCCAUUGGGGACCUGUAGGGCACUUUAUCCUUUCGAUGCGACGAGCGAAGGUUCCAUACCGAUGUACGACGGAGAAGAGUUAUACAUGAUCGAAUUGGAUCAAGGGGACGGCUGGACUCGUGUCCGACGCAUUUCUCAACCAAUCGAGGGCUUUGUGCCUACGUCAUACAUAGAGUGUCACCUUUAUAACACUUAGCCACUUCUCUUAGAAUGUGUAAACGAUCACGAAGUGGAAAGCUUCGAAGAGGAUGGACAUUGAUAAUGCUAUCGGUUCAAUACGGUACAUUGGACGAUCGAAGAUAGCAAUGAGAUUUCACCAAUCGAGGGUUAUGUGUUGGUUGAUUGGCACAGGAUUUCGGGACACUCCGUUGAUAAAUCGUGGGCCUAAACGUUAACGGACGAUUUCAUGCGAACGAAAUUGAAUAUAUAUAUAUUAUGUGCCAACGGGUCUGACUUUUUGGUGAGGUACUCGUCGUUUAGUCAAUUACGUCCAACACACUUCCCUCAGUUUUCCAUCGGCUUAUCGAACGUGGAUGAACAAAGGGAGGCUCUGUGUUCCGGAACCUAGGUUCCGUUAAGCAAAUGAUCGCGUACUUGAAUUCAAUUAAUUCUUCAUAGGAUAUUAAGAUCGUACGAUUAUUUAGAAUGACGUUGCAUCCAACCGUUGAAAGGGUUUGAUCAUACGCAUUCGAUGUUGCUGAACUACGGUACAGUCUUUUUCUAUUUAAAAAAAAAAAGAAAAAAAAAGCACGCCCUGAUCACUUCAUGGCCCCGAACAUGUGCCUCUAUAUUAUAGUCGUGCACAAACGAAUAAUUUGCAGCUCUACUAAAGAAAGUGACUAGUUUUCAUGUAUGCAAUACGCGUCCCGCCUAUACGUCACAUUAAAAAAAUUGUGAUUAUUGUAAAUGCACGAGUUUUAUCUACCAUAUUUUUUUUUCCUUUUUUUAAUUGAGUCGAUCGUGAAACAGAAAACUCAUAAAGUAAUUAUUCUAUCAUCGUCAAAGGUUGAGGAACCGAUGUGUCUCUUAAUGCUUUUCAUUUUUUUUUUACUUAAACGAAUAUAUACGACGAUUUGUUGCCUCUGUCGAUGAUAGGAAAGUGAUGCUGCUACUUCGCGAUUACUUCGAGUCGUUAUUGUUUUUUAUCGUAUUAGUUUGUUGAUCGACGUCUUCGUUGUAGACACAAAAAGAAGGUGAUUAGGUGGUGCUCUGUACAGCAAGUAGAUUCCGAGGGUUCGUCGGCCAAGUUUUGUUUCUACGGAUGCUGCCUGGAUGUGAAAUUAGUUAGGAUAUAUUUGUGUACAUAUUGCAAGGGAUAUGGGAGGAAGAACUGGAGCGAGUGGUACGUAUGCGAGUGCCAGAUUCGAUGUAUCGCGCGAAGAGACGAAUUUGCUUCCAUUUCGCGUGGACACGUGCGAAACAGUGGCGUUGGCUUUUUUUUUUUCUUUAAACGCUUCUGUUUCCACGCAUUUGGGGGGAAAGUCUCUAACUUCGCCGUUACAAAGCCUAGAUUCGUCCUAGAUUCGAUUGCGAUGUAUCGAAAUCGUGUAGUCGUAUAUAUAUAUAUAUAUAUCCUCGCGUACUAAAAAUAUGUAUAUGUAUAUAAUUAUAUAUAAUAUUAUAAUCACUCAUUAAAAGAAAUGUAGCUUCGGUAUAUAAGAUACGCAAGUGAAACGAGAGAGAUCGGUGACCCUCUCCUCUGCCAGUUCAUUCGCUGUAAUUUCUUUAUGCGAAUGACGUAUACAAUUUUAUCGUUAAUAAGUCUUACCGCGUUUCGAACAGUCAUACCAACGUGCGCAUUUGCGGGUUCGUAACCCACGAGACGACUUUCUUUUUAUUUAUCGUUAGUCGCGAAAGCAUCGAGGAAGCCCGAAAAACGCAAGAGUCGAUAACGAAUUUGUACGCGGUCAACGACUUCGACGGAAAGUCAACCGAGAAAUGCUUUUCGCUCGUACAAACCGUUCCCUAACAUAGAUCGUCUAUCACUUUUUCGAGAGUGAAACUAGGAUCGCCAGAUAACGAUAGAAGAAACAAACAAAAAAAAACUGAGGAAAGAAAGUCCGUAUGUCUACCUUAAUUCUUAACAUUAAACCGCGUCCAUUCUAUGUAUAUUUUGUGAUUUUAUAUCCAUGAACAAGUAUUGUAGAUAAUUAACUCUGUGACUCAUUAUACGUUUAAUUAUUAAUUAUUAUUAAUAUUGAAAAAAUAUAGGUACUAAACCAA